This is a messenger RNA of Triticum dicoccoides, 483 nucleotides long. Its product is annotated as zinc finger protein 3-like. The record is from RefSeq and is a predicted model, not a curated record. The transcript has a single exon. The coding region runs from base 26 to 352 and encodes 108 amino acids. NCBI's taxonomy places the organism in Eukaryota, Viridiplantae, Streptophyta, Magnoliopsida, Poales, Poaceae. Gene Ontology annotation, molecular function: DNA-binding transcription factor activity.
CACAGCCACACACGAUACGACAACAAUGGAGCAAGCGGCCAGCAGCGUGAAGGAGGAUCUCAGCCUCGAGCUCACCCUGGCCUUUGCCGUGUGCGUGGCGCCGGCCCCGCCCCGCACGGGCUUCUUCCUGUGCGUCUACUGCGACCGCAAGUUCCGAAGCGCGCAGGCGCUCGGCGGCCACCAGAACGCGCAUAAGCAAGAGCGCGCCGUAGCCAAGCACCGCCGGGACGCGUGGAGGGCUGCUGCCAUUUCUCGGAUCUCCGGGGAGCCUGCAGCAGGCUCCGUGGGGUACAAGCACGGCAGGAGCUCAUCGGAGCGCGACCACGAGCUGGACUUGUCUCUCCGGCUGUAACCGGUGGGCAGACACAGGUCGAUCAAACCUUAGCAGUAUCCAUGGUCCGCACCCCUUUCCGGUGCUAGGUAAGUUAGAGUCUUGCUACAAGCAUUUUGUUUCAAGCUCCUGCUGUGUAUGCGUUGGAUUCA